This is a messenger RNA of Macrobrachium nipponense, 1752 nucleotides long. Its product is annotated as profilin-like. Gene Ontology annotation, cellular component: cell cortex. The coding region runs from base 86 to 466 and encodes 126 amino acids. Lineage: Eukaryota; Metazoa; Arthropoda; Malacostraca; Decapoda; Palaemonidae. The record is from RefSeq and is a predicted model, not a curated record. The transcript is spliced from 4 exons. Gene Ontology annotation, molecular function: actin monomer binding.
UGACCUCUCCCAUGGCAGUAGUGAAGUCACUUGUGCUCUGGUAGUAGUUGUGGUGGAGCGAAUUUAAACUUAUUAUUUUAAAAUCAUGUCUUGGCAAACUUAUGUGGACCAGCAGCUUAUGGGCUCUGGACUAGUCGCCAAAGCUGUGAUCGCUGGACACGACGGUACCUGCUGGGCCAAGAGUAAUAACAUAGAACCAUCAAGAGAUGAGCUCACGAAACUUUCACAAAGUUUUCAAGACCAAAACAAUUUGGCGAUGACAGGUGUUCACAUGGGUGGCGAAAAGUUCUUCUACCUCUCUGGAACUGAUAAGGUUAUCCGAUGCAAGAAAGGUAAAUCUGGAAUGCACUGUAUGAAGACCCUGCAAGCAAUAUUAAUAGCGGUCUUUGAAGAACCCAUUCAACAUCCUCAAGUAGCUUCUGUUGUUGAAGCAUUAGGGGAUUAUUUAAUCUCCAUGACCUAUUGAGUGAUGGAGCUCCUGAAUAUCACCGUUUUUCAUUCAUUGGAAUUUCAUCGCAGUGGGGUUGGUGACUUGUGAUAAAAAACCAGUGUUGACCAGUGGAGUUAUGACUGUGACAUAUAACUACAGUAUGAACAAAUCUGAUAAGAGAAAUAUUGAAAGGAAAAUAUAUUAUAAUAAAAGUGGAAUAAGCCCUUGGUUUGGAUAAUACUGUACAGACACCGGUUUCGGUGUUGUCGUAUUUCAGACUUUUGGCAAGGGUUUUUAAAGCAAGUGAAUAACCUAUACUUUAAUGUUUAAACUUUUGUAUGAUAAAUUUUUCCAUAAUUUUAUUAUUGUAGCUUGUUGAAUUAACUUGCACUCUUUGUAAGUGAUUUAUUACAGCUGAUGGUUUUUUGCAGUUACAGUAUUUGUGAAGUGGCUAGCUGUGUAUAUCUGCGAGCAUUUAGUGGUAGGGAGGGGAUUGGUCACAUUCAUCCAUCACUUCUACGUGAUCCUUCUUUUAUGUCUUUACCUUCUCUUGGCAAGUCUUAUAUUUUCAUACACUACCACCUCCUCGAACCGCAAGUUUUUUAGACCCUUAGCCUUCCUUUUUAACUUAGCCAGUUCCUCCCGCACUCCAACAUCCGUGUGAGUGUCUAGUCUCUGCUAGCCACUGAUCCCAGUGUUUUAUUUUUUAAUUAAUUUGUUCCUCAACUUCUGUGUUUCCCCAUUACCCACCAGCUGUAAGGAAAUAAGAAUGGAAAUGCAUUCCUAUCAACUACUGUAUCAUCCUUCUCUUGAUAUCCAGGAAACUUCCCUGGUAGGUCAGUCAAAACCUACUUGGAACCUACGGAAUAAUUAAUUAUUAUUAAAGAGCAUUUUCUAAUUUCUUCUACUGUGCAAGUUGGUUGCUCAGUUUUAAGUUCUGUUGAUGCCAAUCUAUUUCAUUAUUUUUGGGAGGAUUUUGAAUUUAAAUUGAUAAUAAAAAAAAGUUUUGGGGGGGAGGGAUUCCUGUCAGGUCACUGAGAUCUGCGAUUUUGAACCUAAGAUAUUAUUAAAUGACGAAAUCAUCAUCAUCAUUUUGGGGUCUUUGGUUCAGAAUUGCUCUGAACAUUUUUUAACAUUAGGAUCCAGUGUAGUGAUGGUUGUCUCAACCUGUGCUGCAUUUUUUAGAGGCACAAAAUUGGCCCAUCUGUGCCCCAAGCUUGGUGUUCUGCUGUUGCUGCCUCGGCGAAGCUUUUGCCGGCGCGGCUCAGUAUUGUACAGCUUCCAUUGCCCCCCAAUAAACACUACUUAAUAAAAAAAAUAAA